AUGGCCAUAACGCUAGCUGACUCCGACGAUUCGGGAUCUGAAUUACUUCCGGAAGGCUGGGGCCCAGGUAAUAUUUUGGGCGUCUUCCCUUGGGAACACAUUACCGGCGAGAGCAGAGCGUGGAUUCGCUACGUCGAGGCCAGAUACGGCUCCAACUUCAGAUGGUGCCGGCCCCGGGUAACUAACGGUAGUGACUCUCACUGGGAGGCCAUGGCUGCUUCCUCGAAGUUCGAGAAGGGAAUUUUCUACGACCUGGCCGGCCCCCCGCUGCGGCCUACAUAUCUUACCCGCAGCCCAAAUCCCACCGUUAUCAUGAAUAGAGACCCCGAGUGGUUCGUCCUGCCGUUCUUUUGCAGUCCCGACCGGUCAUUCUCUGAUUAUAUCGAACCAUUCGCCGCUUUCGAUCCCCGACCCAUGAUUUCCAAACGUCCCGAUUUGAACCCACAGCAACGAGAUGCAAACAUGCGGAACGCCUCGACUGCAACCAUGGUCUACCUCUACGGCCAGGUCCGGCUCGGCAACAAGCAAUGCCAGCGCUGCCGGCGCCGGAGGAUCACCACGAACAUACCCGCCGAGGCCAUCCCGGUGUGCGCCACCGCCGGGCGUUACUACCAUGGAAUUUGUGCCAACUGUCUGGCACUGGGCGGCACAAUAGACGACGCGUUGAGACGCUGCGAUGUGUCCAACCGGUUGAGCGACCAGGAAUACGACCAGCUGACUCGAGGGCUGGGCGAUCCGGGCUGGGUAGGGCGCUCACCGUUUAUCGGAGACAACGCGACUGACCUGGCCUUUGCCAGGAAUCUACUGUGGUGGAAAGUGACGGCCCGCUGCCAGAACCCCACACUAGGGAGAAAACGGGAUAAGGCCAGCGCUGGUAGCUCGAAUACGACAAAGGUUGGCGACCCAGUGGCAGCAUCUGGGAAACCACAACGUUGGGAUGGCCACCAGCCCGGUACCGUCCAGAAACCCGAGCGCAGCAAGUGGCUCGGUCAGGGCAGUAGUACGCAGGAUCGUCAGACAAGUCUCUUGCGGGACCACAGCAUUACCAAGAACCCCAGACACGGCAGGUUCAAAAAACGAAAACGGACAUGCUGGGAUGGCCAGUAG
Messenger RNA from Chaetomium globosum CBS 148.51, 1107 nucleotides. RefSeq lists its product as uncharacterized. The coding region runs from base 1 to 1107 and encodes 368 amino acids. The record is from RefSeq and is a predicted model, not a curated record. The transcript has 3 exons. NCBI's taxonomy places the organism in Eukaryota, Fungi, Ascomycota, Sordariomycetes, Sordariales, Chaetomiaceae.